AUGCAUUUAGAUAAUCAAAGAACUCAAGCUAUUUCUGGAGUUGUAUUACAAUUAUCAAAUCCUGAUAGAAACCAAGCUGUUUUUAAAACUGAACAAGUAUUAAAUCAGUGCAGAAAUGAUUUCGAUUAUAAUAAAGAAGAUUUGGAAACCAAUGAUGUGAACAUUAGAGCUUCAAAGCACUAG
Messenger RNA from Diversispora eburnea, 183 nucleotides. Lineage: Eukaryota; Fungi; Glomeromycota; Glomeromycetes; Diversisporales; Diversisporaceae. The record is from the annotation of a GenBank genome assembly.